Molecule: messenger RNA, 3240 nt
Organism: Clunio marinus
Lineage: Eukaryota; Metazoa; Arthropoda; Insecta; Diptera; Chironomidae
Source: the annotation of a GenBank genome assembly
GCGCCUUAAAUUUUACUCGUAAGUAAACGCAAAAAAAACUUCAAAACUUUUGUUGUCAAAAAUGCCUGCUAAGCGAGGUAAAAGAGCUGUAGUUGAGGCUCAGAAUUCAGGAGAAGGAUCUUCUGAAAAAAAGCCAAAAACUUCACCAAAAAACUCAAAAACAGAAACUAAAACAUCUCAUCGUAUCUGCAUUGAUCAUUGUACAUCAUGAUCAAUGUUUAAACGCAGAGCUAAUGAGAUUUUUGCUGAGUUGACUGUUUUAAUACCUGAUCAUAACUUUGAGUUGGAACUGAAUUCAGAAGGCAAACCAAAAAGAGGUUCAUUCGAAAUUCAUAUCAUAAAAGCUGGAUCAGAUAAGAAAAUAGAAAUUUGGAGCGGUCUUAACCGUGGACCACCAAGAAAAGAAAAGUUUCCAACCAGUGAAUCUCUCGUUCCAAUCAUCACCAAAGCCAUCAAUUAAAAGCUUUCUUUUGAAUUGAAAUUUGCAAUUUAUGAUGAGAUUAGAGUAAAGCUCAUUGAGACCUCUAAUCUCUGAUGAUUUCUUGUAAUUUCUAAUUCAUAAGAAAAGUUUGAAGUUCAAAUAAAUAAAAUUUUAUUUCUUUUUCAUACACACAAACAGUCAAUCCACCCACACAAUUCAAAUAACAAUAAAAUUCUUAAGUUCAACCAAAGCUACUUUGAAGUUUGUGAAAAUAUUCCAUGUCAACUUGAUUCAACGAUGAAACAAAUUGUGUUAAAGAUUUCUUAAAAUCUUCCAAUCCAACAUGAAUCUUAUCAGCAAUCAUGUCGUCGUCGUUGCAUUUUUCAUCUUCAUAUUUCUUAACUUGCUUUCUUACAGCACUCAACCAAGCAUUUGAACAAAUUGAAUAAAGAUCAGCACCAGUUACAUCAGGUUGAAUAAGUUCAGCGAUUUUCUUUGUUGUUAAAUCUUUUUUUAGUUGAAACUUUUUCGUUAAUGCUUUGACGACAAGUUCUUUGUCAUCGAUUGUAAUGCAUGGACCAACAUAAAGCAUUUUAUCGAAUCUCCCCGGUCGAAGAAGUUGUUUGUCAAUUAAGUCAGGUCGAUUUGUUGCAGCAAGAAUGAAAACUGGUUUCUUUGGAUCAGCAUCAACUCCGUCCAUUUCUGAUAGCAAUUGGGACACGACACGAUCCAUAACUCCACCAGAAUCGCCAGCAACACCACGAUUUGGAGCUAAUGAGUCGAGUUCAUCAAGAAACACGACACAAGGUGCAGAUGCUCUUGCUUUUGCAAACACUUCUCUCACAUUCUGUUCUGAUUGACCAACAUACAUGUUGAGUAAUUCAGGACCUUGCACUGACAAGAAACUUAAAUUACAUUCAGUUGCAACUGCUUUAGCGAUGAGCGUCUUUCCAGUUCCUGGCGGUCCAAAAAGCAGAAUUCCUGAUCGCUUUAAAUUCUUUCUCAUAAUCAAAUGAGAAUAGCGAAGUGGCAAUCCAAUGCUGUUCUGAAUUUCGGUUUUUAAAUUUGCUAAGCCUCCAAUAUCAUCCCAUUUGACUCGAGGAAUCUCAGGCGUUCCAAUACUAUCACUAAAGCAUUUCUUUAUUUCAGCAAGUUGCUUCUUAAAUGUAUCUUCGUUUAACUGGAAGUUUCUUGGAUCAUCAGAGAAGUCGUCGAUUGAUUUUUGAUAUAAAACACGUAAAUCACCAAGAAUAAAACCUUGCGUUUGUUCAGCAAUGCUACGCAAUAUUUGCAAAUCUUUCUGAUCAACAUAUUUGAAGAUGUUAAUGUUGAUGUAGUUUUCAAUCUUUCCAAUCUUUAUCGCAUAACAUAAACGAUCGAAAUACUCACGCUGAUGAUACCAAAGAAGUGAUCGAAAACGUUCUUCUUUCUCCAUUGGAUGAAUUGCGAUCGUUUCUAAGAAAAGUCCGCUAAUUUUCUUCGACUUCAAAGGCUGAUUGCUGUUCACUAACGCAACAAUGAUGAUGGGAUUGUCAAAGUUAUGUUUCGUGAAUAACUUCUCCAAUUCAACUCUGAAGAAGUUAAUGACACGAUCAUCUUCAUGUCCUUCAUUAUUUUUCCCGAAAAACUCAAAAUCAUUGAAACAAAGAAUGACCGGUUGACAAUUUGUCGCACGAUGCAAAGUGUAAAGAAUUUUCUGUUCAGUUUGUGUUGGAAUUGACGUGACAAUAUCACAACAUUCUGCAAAGUGUAAAUGAAUUCCAAGACUGUCAGCAACUGAUUGAAGAACUUUUCGUUUCCCACUGCCACGUUCACCCAUUAAUUGAAUGAUGGGGAAAAUUUUUCGUGCUUUAAGCAUCGAUUUUGAUGCUUCUGAUGAUGCCACAAAAGGCAUAAGUGAAGACUUCAAACUUUCAUAAACGUUGUUCAAUCCUGAUGGAUAAUUUGUGAUGAAAUGAUCUCCAAAUGUUACUUUUGGUACUUGGUAGUUAAUUGUCGUCAUCUGAUGUAAACUUGUUAGAUUUCGAACGACAAUCCCAGCGAGAUCAAAUGAACUUCCUCUCGAUUCAAGAUGAACACAUUUGAAGUAAAUUCUCUUAAGUUUUGUAAUUAAUUCAAAAUUCUCGCAAAAUAUAAAAUUUCCGAGUUCAUCUUCUGUCAAGUCUAAACGAUAUGUGUGGUUUCGAUAAAGCAAUCGUGGUUUCUUGAAAUAUUCACUCAGAACAUCGUCAACGAAUGUGCUUGAAACAUCGUAAGGCGAAUUAACGAGAAAAAUGUUGGCUUUUGUUGAGAUCGUUGGCAAUUUCUGCGUUGCUGCCAACAUCGACAUGUUGACGUAAACUUGUUCAUGAUCAGAACUCAACUUAUACCUGUCCAUGAAAUUCCAAAAUGAAUUUUCUUUUAUAAAAAUUUUAUUGAUUGGAAUUCCAUCGAGUGGAAAAACUUGAUAGACUGCCAGGACUUUAUUACUUUUACUUGAAUUUUCUGGUGAAUCUAAAAUCUUCUUCACAACCUUUUCAGCAGCAGAAAGUUUUUUAGAUUUUUUGGUGGCAUCACUCACAGUAAGAUUAAGAAAAUUGACAUCCUUUUGAUAAAUGUAGUAGUCGAAUACUUUUUGAUUGAUGAAAAUAGUAUGAUCAGACUGAAUCUCAUGAUUACGACACAAAAAGUCAAAGUAUCGAUUUGGAAUCGAUCUGAGUUGGAAGUUCAAUUGUCGAAUGUGAAAUCUAAAUUGAAAUUCCUGCACAAACUUUGCAAUUAAAUACACAGGAAAGUAAUGUGAUGGAAACCUUGGGUAACGCAAUUUGCACACAUAAAGC